Messenger RNA from Ipomoea triloba (trilobed morning glory), 657 nucleotides. RefSeq names its product autophagy-related protein 8C-like. The record is from RefSeq and is a predicted model, not a curated record. Gene Ontology annotation, biological process: cellular response to nitrogen starvation. The coding region runs from base 161 to 526 and encodes 121 amino acids. The transcript has 6 exons. NCBI's taxonomy places the organism in Eukaryota, Viridiplantae, Streptophyta, Magnoliopsida, Solanales, Convolvulaceae.
AGAAACCUCUCACAAACCCUCAUUUCUUUGCCUUGGGCGAUAGAAAGACUGCAUCUUUGCGUGUAGUGUUGCUUUUCUCUGCUAUUCUUUUUUCCAGUUUUCCGCACUCAUACCCAAAAUAUACAGAAACUAACGAAGAGAUCAAAGUUGGAAUCUUGACAUGGCUGCUAAGAGCUCCUUCAAGCUUGAAAACCCUUUGGAAAUGCGGCAAAAAGAAUCUGGUCACAUCAGGGAGAAGUAUCCUGACAGGAUUCCAGUGAUUGUUGAGAAGUUAGAAAGGAGUGAUGUUCCUGAUAUUGAUAACAAAAAAUACCUUGUACCUGCUGAACUUACAGUUGGGCAGUUUGUGUAUGUGGUUCGGAAGAGGAUCAACAUUCCUGAUGAGAAAACAGUAUUCAUGUUUGUCAAUAACACACUGCCACCAACUGCUGCAUUGAUGUCAGCAAUUUUCGAGGAAAACAAGGAUGAAGAUGGCUUCCUUUACAUGACUUACAGUGGAGAAAACACAUUUGGGUUCAAUGAGUAGUUGUAAAGAUAGAUGUUAAUCUGUAUGUUUCUGUAAAUCUGUUCAGCAUAUAUAGAAUGAAUAUAAUGAAGUUGGUAAUAAUUGUAAAUUCUUUGGCAUUCUUUAUCAACACUUGCGCAUUUGUUAGGAAA